UUCGGCCACUUUGGUUCGAGAAGAGUUCUGGAACGUCGUUAGUAUGAGUAUUUUGUUCUUUUUAGGAUGCCGCACUGUGUACUUUUUUUACCGAUAAACAAUUACUCGAAGAUGCCAAAAUCCAUGACGUCAUGACGAGCCGAUGCGGGAAUUUCAGGGUGGCGUCACCACCAGUCUUCAGAUAUUUAGGUCUUUCGUGCCUUUAGAAGCUUCCUCUCGCGGUAAGUGGCUGUUUUGCUACCGUAUGAGGAUGAAGAGACAUGGGAAAGGUGGGGAGGCCAACCAGAUGCGCGUCCAGUUUGCUACCCUGACACAGGGAAAAGAGGGGUUAAAGGAUGAAAAUAAAUUAGAGAGAGGGAAGCAUUGGCAAAACGAACACAUGGGGCUGCCCAUCACGUGCACAAUUGGUCACCAAGGUCAGUCGGUUUCAUAAAGUGAGUUAAGCGGCUCGUGGGGUAAUACUCUCUAAACGUAUCCAUUCCUCGCGCAGAGUAUAAGCACAUGAAGCAGGUAAACAGCAAAAAAAAAAAAAAAGAAGAAAGACAAGCGCCAGAGAUCGCGCUUCUCUUGUCUGCAUCCUUGUUCCUGUUCUCCUGUUUCGCGUUCUUCUGCUUUGCGUCAGGAACCGAUACGUUUAGUGAGCCCAAGCACCAACUUCCCCAUGAGCAAGUUCUUUUGGAGUAUCAUGGGGUCAUAGUCUAAGAAUUUUGUCUAGGAAAAUGGUAUACGAUCUAGCCCGUUGGCGCAUGCAGUCCUGAGGAUGUCGCGUUCGGCAGAAACGCACUUUACUAACGCAGCUUACUUUAAUAUUCUUCGUUUACCCGCCGCGGUGACUUAGCGGCUAUGGUGGUGCUGCGGGUUCGAAUCGCGGCCGCGGCGGCCACAUUUCGAUGGGGGUGAAAUGCAAGAACGUCCGUCUCCCGUGCAUUUGGGGCACGUUAAAAAUCUCCUGGUGGUCAAAAUCAAUCCGCAGGGCCCCACUACGGCGUUCCUCGUAAUCAAAUCGUGGUUCUGGCACGUAAAACCCUAGAAUUCAUUCAUUCAACGUUAUUCGUUUAGUGUCCCUUGAAUGGAGUUGUUGGUUCGUUGUGUACUUAAAAACUUGCUUACUCUAUAUUGUCGAUUAGGUCAGUUUUAUACGCUUACGGCAAAACGAGGCAUACGCAGAGGAAAAAGACAGAAGCGGACACGGUACGUGAUAAGAGACGGAAUUACUAACAAUAACGACUGCGAAAUCCGGCAGCGAGAUGUGGUUGCGAAACGCUUCAAGCGGGCCUCGCAGAAGCUCACAAACCGUCUAAAACUUCGGUAGCAACAAAAACGACUUCGGUUAGGUUUUUGUUGUGUGGGAUAGGGGGCUUUUAUUGCUUUUCUUUUUGUCUGUGUCGAUUGAUUGUCGCCAGCCGUCAAAAAUACUCUCAAAGCGUUGUCAUAUUGCAACGUUGCUUCCGCGCUAGCAUUCUUUCUUUCUUUCAAGGAAGCGCUGUGAGUGUUUUGCUGAUUUGCCACCGGUGGGCGCGUGCGGCGACGCUUCUAUUACUCUCUUGAUGCUAACGCAGGCUGCUCAUGCGGGCAUAUAUGCACACAGAACAGCUCUGCCGGCAAGUCGCACGUGCGAGCUUGCGCCGCCGGAAAGCGAAAACAAACCGAACAAAGAACAAAAGCAUUUGUGGGUCACGGUUUCCUGCUCGUCAGCGAGACGAGGCUUGAGCGCACAGCACACACACGUUGCGCGACGUGCCUGCCGCACCUCGACGUCGCCGCAAACGCCGAACGCAUGCGCGCAGCUGUUCGCGCCUCUUCGUUGAAAAUGGCCGCGGACCAGGGCGUGUGUUCCGGCAGAGAAAAAUUUCCGUCGUCGCUGACGUGCUUGUGAGAGAGGAACUGCGUCUUCCUCGGAUUCAACCGCGAUUCUCAGUGCCGCCUAAGGAGCGCGGAGAAGCUGAGAAGGCACGAUGGACUCGCCUCGGAGUUGGGCGGUCGCCGCGGCGUGCUGCUGGAUAAACGUGUUCACUUUCGCCCUGGUCCGCUCGGCUGCCGUGGUGUACGUGGCGCUGCUGCAGGCUUUUCCGGUGACCAGAGAGCAGGCGUCCUGGCCCGUCAACCUGUCCGUCGUCUGUUACUUCCUUACAGGUCCUAUCGCUGGCGUGCUCGCGAGGUACAUCCCCAUUUGGAAGCUGACGGUAAUAGGAUGCCUCGGUGGUUCGCUGGCCGUGUGCGUUUGCGUCUUCGCACAGUCGAUGAUCUUCCUGGACAUCUUCCUUGGCGUCACCCACGGGACGUGCAUCGGCCUGCUGGCUCUCUUCAGCGUCGUGAUCAACCAGCACUUCUACAAGUACCGCGCCAUGGCGUCCGGAAUCAGCAACGCGGGCUUCACAAUCGGAGGUCUCAUCUUUCCUCCCGUCAUACAGUCGCUCGCAGACUACUACGGCAUUCGCGGUGCUCUUCUACUCGUCGGCGCCCUCAUGCUGAACUCGGUGGCAGGAGCUUUUCUGCAGCGCACUACGCCGAAAGAGCAACCGGAACCUCCACUCAGGGGCGAUGACGCGCCCAGCACCGGCGAUACGCUGCAAUGUCCAGAGGAAGAAGACGCCAUGAUAAAAAGGCGCGAGGAAUUCGAGGAUAAUAGCCUCCGCGGGAACGUUGCAGCGGUCACCGAAACUGAGUUUUCUGAUGCAAUGGAUGAGCCUGGGACAGACGGAGCUGGCGAAGCCAACGGAGUUCAUUUCCAAAUCAAGAGUUCAGGGACGAAAGGACACGAAGUGGACAGUGAUGAGGAAGAUGACAGCGCGAAAUUACGAGUGCUGGUUGCCCAAGGUUCCAGCCAGCCAAAAGCUGUUAAGAAUCUUACGCCGGGCAUCGCAAUAAAGAAGGGCGCACCAAGUCGCAAGAGAAGUCCGCUGCUAUCGUUCUUACUGUUUCCAGCGUUCUAUCUGAUUUCAUUUUCGUUGUCGAUAAUACUGUUCAAUAUGAGCACAUACAUGACCGUCAUUGUUGACUUUGCUGUGGACCGUGGCGUUUCCAAGUGGAACGCCGUGUACCUGAUAUUUGCCUACGCCGUAGCUGAUCUGCUGGCCAGACUUGGCUCCGGCUGGAUUACGGACAGAAAGUACCUGCUCAAGAGCACCAUGAUGGGCUCGCACUUUGUGCUGUGGGGCGCCUCGCUCUACGUGAUGCCGUUAUGUAGCCAGUACUACUGUCACGUUGCCCUGUCCGUACUGUCCGGUUGGUGCAACGGCUCGACACUAAUACUCAUUGCGGUGUUCUUCAUGGAAUUAGUGGGCAUCGACAAACUGGGCGUCUGCUUCGGCAUCGCGACAACGUUCGCAGGGCUCCUGGGCCUCGCGAGACCAUCGCUUAUAGGUUUAUACAGAGACGCCCACGGAGACUACGAGGGCCUUUUCGGUCUCAUCGGCGGCGUGUCGUUGGGCAUGUCCCUACUGUGGCUGUGCUAUUACGUGCAAGAACGGUGCGCGUCACGUAGAAAGCGAGAACCUUCAUCGUGGACUUGGCCAAAGCUGGCAGCGAUCUUCACAUCGGAGGAAAAGAGCUGGAGUUAGGGCGAAUGUGGAUUCGCCAGCCACCUUCAUUUGUUCUCUCGCGUUUCACCGGUGAAAAAAGAGUGCAUCAUCGUAAAUAUCUUCGCGUCCGCCAGUUAAUUGUCUUUGCGACGUUGCGCCCUAACGGCACAUUCGAGUGGUCGUCUUAGACCGCGCUGGUAAACGCUACAUAGGUCGUUCAAGGCAACAAAUAUGCGUUACUGCUACCAUCAGGCAGAGAGAGAGGGAGAGAUAAUAAUGAAGCCAAAUUAUUGCUAUUAGUACUGCGAUAUGCUAUCCUUCGCUCUAAGAAAAAAUGUACACCCUCUCGGUCGUGCGUAUGUAACCCUCAAACAACAAUCGCCAUCUGUCCUGCUUGCUUGCUUUUCCUUCCUUUAAAACUCUGCGCGCGCUGCUUUCCUGUCAAGAAGCCUGUGUCACGUAGACACGCGUAUGUCGUUUGCAACCUGAAAGUACCGGGCACACAGCGUUAAAGAAAGGAAGCUUGGUACCCUGGAUAUAUGACGGUUAUUGUUCGGGAAAGAGAUAAGGCCCAAAGACGUCGAAACUCUUAUUACUGUGGGGACUGUCAGAUUUCAGCAUAUCGUCAAAGUCGGGCACCAUGUUUUCGUUUUGAGCCAAUCAUAGCUCACAAGAUGGCGAAUUUGACAGUGUAUAUAUAUGGCAGCUCCUGAUGGUGUCAUACAUAUCUGCCUAUUCUCGCAAUACAUGCUUCAAAGCUCUCGUUCA
Dermacentor andersoni is the source of this 4289-nucleotide messenger RNA. RefSeq names its product monocarboxylate transporter 12-like. The record is from RefSeq and is a predicted model, not a curated record. Lineage: Eukaryota; Metazoa; Arthropoda; Arachnida; Ixodida; Ixodidae. Gene Ontology annotation, biological process: transmembrane transport. Gene Ontology annotation, molecular function: monocarboxylic acid transmembrane transporter activity.